AUGAUAAAGUUGCUCAGCUUUUUAACUUAUAUUUUAUCACUUGAUUAUUGGAAAGAUAAAAAAAUUACGAUCCUGACGCAGUUUGUAUUUCUUUAUUCAAGAUUACAGGAGAUAAAAACUGUGCCAGAGGUUGCAAGAAGAUCAAUGAUAGAAUUACAAACACGUAACGGUAUAAUACGUGGUUACGAAUCAACCAUACUUGGCAAACGCGUUCGAUCAUUUCUUGGCGUUCCAUUUGCAGAAGCACCAAUUGGUGACAAUCGUUUUCGACCACCAAUACCAAAAAAACCUUGGAAGCAUAUUAUCGAUGCUACAGUUCUUUCACCUGCUUGCUAUCAGGGACGUGAUACUUAUAAUGAAACAUUUUGGGGUUCUGAAAUGUGGAAUGCUAACACACCGGUUAAAGAAGAUUGCUUGCGGUUAAAUAUUUGGGUACCAUCAAAUGCUUAUAACUUAACUACAAUGGUAUGGUUAUUUGGUGGUGGUUACUAUUCAGGUAGUCCAUCUCUAAUUUUAUAUGAUGGAAAAGCUCUAGCAGUAAGUGGUAAAGUUAUAGUUGUAAAUAUCAAUUAUCGUCUCGGUCCAUUUGGAUAUUUAUAUUUAGAUCAUGAAGAUGCUCCUGGUAAUAUGGGCAUGUUGGAUCAGCAGUUAGCAUUUCGAUGGAUUAAAGAUAAUAUUGUAUUGUUUGGUGGUAACCCAUCGCAAAUAACAUUGUUCGGGGAAUCAGCUGGUGCUGCUUCGAUCGUAGCGCAUUUAAUUGCACCUGGAAGUCGCGGUCUUUUCAUACGAGGAAUUCUUCAAUCAGGCAGUUUGGACAACAAAUGGUCAUUAGAUUCACCUCAACGAGCAAUGCAAAAAAGCCUUGCCUUGGCAAAGUAUCAUGGUUGUUCGAAAGAAAAGGUCAUUGAAAUCAUUCAGUGCCUGAAAACAGUAUCGGCAGAUAAGCUCAUCGAUGGUAUGUGGAAUAAUUUGGAAUUUUUGGAGUUUCCAUUUGUUAUUGUUUCAAAAGAUCGUAAUUUUUUUAAAGAAUAUGAUGCUUACAAAGCAUUGCGGUAUGGUAAUCAUAGCAUGGAUAUUGACUUAAUGAUUGGCAUUAAUCAUGAUGAAGGAAAUUACUGGAAUAUUUAUACUCUACCCAAAUAUUUUGACAAAGCAGAGCAACCUUUAUUGAGUCAAGAUGAUUUCUUAGACUGUAUCAAUACAGCUUUCAAAAUGCAGCCGAGAAUGGUUCGUGAAGCAGCUGCUUUUGUUUACAUGGAUCGGCAGUGUGUAAAUACCAUUCAUGCAAAUAAAUUUUACGCUGAACAGAUCAAUCAAAUGGUUGGCGAUUAUUUUUUUACUUGUGAUAGCAUAUGGCUUACUGACCACAUGAAAACAGCUAAUGGAAAAAUUUACGUUUAUUACUUUGAUCAACAAUCUAGUGCUAAUCCAUGGCCUUCUUGGGCUGGUGUAAUGCAUGGCUAUGAAAUUGAAUUUGUGUUUGGUGUACCACUAUACAAUUCGACAGCUGGCUACACAAAACUUGAGCAAAUUUUCAGUAAAAGAGUACUAAAAUAUUGGACUAAUUUUGCAAAAUAUGGUGAACCAAAUUAUCAAGAAAAUGAAAAUGAAACCUUUUGGCCAGAAUUUCGAGAAAGUCAACGGUGGAUGUAUCUGCAAGCGAAUUCCUCAAAAUAUUCUAUAGAAAGGCGUAAAAAAGAGGAAUGCGAAUUGUGGCGGAAUGUAAAAGAUAUCGAAUUUGCAAAAUAUUGUCAGUGA
Messenger RNA from Thelazia callipaeda (thelaziosis nematode), 1758 nucleotides. NCBI's taxonomy places the organism in Eukaryota, Metazoa, Nematoda, Chromadorea, Rhabditida, Thelaziidae. The record is from the annotation of a GenBank genome assembly.